Cervus elaphus (red deer) is the source of this 2377-nucleotide messenger RNA. It is a transcript of the gene TMEM89, whose product is annotated as transmembrane protein 89. The record is from RefSeq and is a predicted model, not a curated record. NCBI's taxonomy places the organism in Eukaryota, Metazoa, Chordata, Mammalia, Artiodactyla, Cervidae. The coding region runs from base 1876 to 2355 and encodes 159 amino acids. The transcript is spliced from 2 exons.
CCCCCCGGGGCCGUGCCGUGAACACCUGCGUUUAGUGUUGCAGGUCUGUGGCGAGGAGAAUGUGGGCAUUCCCCAGCAGUCCCAUGCUUAGGACUCAGCUUUCAUUGCCAAGGGUGAGGAUUUGACCCCUGGUUGGGAAACUAAGAUCCCAUGAGUCACACAGCACAGUCAAAAGAAAAAAAGAAUGCACAGGAUUGACUUAUUUGGGAAAAAAUUGCCUAUUCAUAUAAUUACACUAUCUGGACUUUGCAGGUCACUGUCGGCCAAGAACCAUGUGUUGAUUUCGGCCAUAAAACACUGACACCUGGGCGUGUGGCCCCGUGGACAGCAGUGGUCCUUUGGGCCAGCUGAUCCUGAGUGAUCAGGGCUAGGGUGAGGGGUCGAAUCUUUCUGGGCCUCUGUCCUCCUCGGGAGAGAAUGAGAAGAGUACCCACUUCAUGGGUUGCUCAAUGAGUAUUCGAGUGAAUGCCACAGAUAGCUUGCGGCAGUGGUAGACUCGCGUCACCUGCCAAAACACGUGAGCCUGCCCUUUGCAGGUGCUGGGCCAGGGGACGAGGCCCCCCCUUGCCUGGCGGUUUCUCUCCUGGCCUGUGUCAGCGCCCUGCUAGUGUUCACAAAUCCUCUGUCCUUGCCCCCACCCCCCACCUCCCUGCCCAGGAAGUCAGGGCGCUUUGUUUACGUGAUCACACUGCCUGUCACCAUGUCAAAGCCUCCAGCCACAAGGAACAGUGCCUGGCAUCUGGAGGUGCUGGGUAAAUACUGCUUAAGUGAAGCAUAGGUGCUGGAGUGGAAGGGAAACCUCAAACAUGGACCUGUAGUUAUAGGGAGACUUUGUGUAUUGCGCUGUAUUUUUCUUUUUUUUAACAGAUUAAAGGUUUGUGGCAACCCUGCAUUGGAGCCAGUCUAUUGAUACCAUUUUUCCAACAGUUGCUGUGUGUCUCUGUCACGCUGUGAUUCUCACAGUAUUUCACACUUUUUCAAUAUUGUUAUAUUUGUUAUGAGCAUCUGUGAUCAGUGAUCUUUGUUACUGCUAUGACUUGCCGAAGGCUCCAAUGACGGUUCGCAAUUUUUAGCAAUAAAGUGAUUUUUUUUUUUUUUACUAAGGUAUGUACUUUUUCUUAGACAUAAUGCUAUUCCAUGCUUCAUAGAAUACCGUGUAGUGUAAACGUAACUUUUAUAUGCAUUGAGAAACCAAAAAAAGUCACGCAACUUGCUUUAUGUAUUUUGGUGGGCUGGAACUGAAGCACAGUAUCUUUGAGGUGUACCCAUACUUAGAGAUUCUUUGAAGAAAGUAAAGCAGGGUCACGUGAGAGAGACGGGACUGUGUUACCCAGAAUGGUUCUAGGAGGGAGGCUCAGGGAGCAGGUGACAAUUGAGUUGACAUCCAAUCAUCUUUUUGGAUGUGCUUCUGGCGUAGGGUAUGUUCAAGGAACACCAGCGUGGUCUGCGUGGGUCAGCAGGGGAGACCAGAGCACAGAGCGCCUCGCAGGCCAGGUUGAGCUUCAGGUUUUUUUCCUGAGAGUAUGCGCCUGCAUUUUUGAGUGUUCACUGGUGGUCCUUGGGGCUGAGUCUGGGAAGCAGGGAGCAGGUCUACACUCGACUUGAUCCGCCUGUUGCCAGUGGAGAGCAGCAUUAGGAGUUGUGGGGGCUAGAAUUUUAGGGGUUGGAUGCUAGGUGAGGAGGAGGGGAGAGGAGGCACGCUUUCAGUUCUGGGCCCCCAGCCUGCUCCCCCCAUCCCAUGGUUCCUGGCCAUGCUGCCCCUCCUGAAAGCCACGGGCCCAGCUGGAAUCUCCUGCCUCGCCUGCUCCCCCUGGGGGAGGGGUGUUUGCCCGUUGCCAGGCGCCCAGGUUCCGGCCCCUGGCACUUGCCGCAGCCAUGCUGCGCAUACAGUCCUUCCUGCCGUGGCUGCUUCUACUGACGAUGCCCGUCUGCACCCACGCCUGGUCACGGCCCAUGUGGUACCAGGUGGGGCUGGACUUACAGCCCUGGGGGUGCCAGCCAAGCAGCCUGGAGGGUUGUGAGAGCAGCCUGGGCUGUCCCGGCUACUGGAUGGGCCUGGGGACCAACCGCAUCUACCCGGUGGCUGGGGUCACGGUCACCACGACCAUGAUGCUGAUGCUCAGCCGUGCGCUGAUGCAGCGGCGGCGUUCACAGGCCUCUAAGAGCGAGCAUCCGCAGCUGACCUCCCACACCUGUGCAACUUGGAAACGACGGGGCCCCAUCUCAGACCGCGCCCUCCUCCUCGGCGUCCUGCAUAUGCUGGAUGCCCUCCUGGUCCAUAUUGAGUGCCACCUGCAGCAUCUAGCCACCCAGAAGCGCACCCAAAUAAAGGGGACUCCCACUCAGACUGGGUGACCCAACGCUUUCCUCUCUCUGC